AUGGCCCCCAAGAAGCCAGAGCCCAAGAAGGACGAUGCCAAAGCUGCGGCCCCCAAAGCAGCUCCGGCCCCCGCAGCUGCACCUGCGGCUGCACCUGCGGCUGCACCUGAGCCAGAGCGCCCCAAGGAAGCAGAGUUUGAUGCCUCCAAGAUUAAGAUCGAGUUCACGCCCGAACAGAUUGAAGAGUUCAAGGAGGCCUUUUUACUGUUUGACCGCACACCCAAGGGCGAGAUGAAGAUCACGUACGGGCAGUGUGGGGAUGUCCUGCGGGCUCUGGGUCAGAAUCCCACCCAGGCAGAGGUGCUCCGAGUCCUGGGGAAGCCAAAACAGGAAGAUCUCAAUUCCAAGAUGAUGGAUUUUGAGACGUUCCUGCCCAUGCUCCAGCACAUCUCCAAGAACAAGGACACUGGCACGUACGAGGACUUCGUGGAGGGGCUGCGGGUCUUCGACAAGGAGGGCAACGGCACGGUCAUGGGUGCAGAGCUACGUCACGUGCUGGCCACCCUGGGUGAGAGACUGACAGAAGAUGAGGUAGAGAAACUGAUGGCUGGUCAAGAAGACUCCAAUGGCUGCAUCAACUAUGAAGCGUUUGUGAAGCACAUCAUGGCCAGCUGA
Molecule: messenger RNA, 615 nt
Organism: Apodemus sylvaticus (European woodmouse)
Lineage: Eukaryota; Metazoa; Chordata; Mammalia; Rodentia; Muridae
Gene: Myl3
Product: myosin light chain 3
Exons: 6
Coding region: 1-615 (204 amino acids)
Cellular component (GO): myosin II complex
Molecular function (GO): calcium ion binding
Source: RefSeq, a predicted model, not a curated record